AUGUCAAGCAAUCAAACCGUAAAAUAUCCACUGAAAGUCAGUACUCCAACCUCAAACAGAGGUAGAAAAUCUAAUGUCGAAGCUUUAGCACGUUUCGGUAACCAAACCUCAUCAAAAUCUAUCGAAAAAUAUAUAAAUACUCCAGGAAAAAGGAAACUGUCGACAACAUCAUUCUCGGUCGAGGAAAAACAGGAGGACCCUCUAGACUCCUCAAAAAAGCUGAAGACGUCUGUAUCACAACUCCAAACUGUUGAAACAGUCGCUAUGGAUACACCAGAGUUUGGCGAAGUGACGGAUUUCAAAGGUAUGCUGAGCUGCGUCUCAACACUGCUGAAUAGAAUGGAAGUCAAGCUACUCGAGAAUGGCAAUGCACUCAGGAAAGAACUAACUGAUUUCCAAACGAAAAAUAAAGAAGAAAUACAGGCGCUCCAGACGCAAAUAACAGCAAAUGAAAAAGAGUGGAGAUCAGAUAAAGAAUAUCUUGUGAAUAGGUUAGAAAGAAUGGAAGGCUCAAUAAAAGAGUUUCAUACAAAGACAAACGUAAGCAGAAAUGUAGUAGUAGAAGAGAAGAAUAUACCUAAUCGAAGAUUGGAACAGUUCUUCAGAAUGUCCGAAAGGUUGGAACAUCAAGAGCGAAAAGAAAAAGAACUUAACCUUAUAAUUAAAGGUCCUACCUGGGAAGCCGGAAAGGAGUUUGAGUGUGUACGCAGCUUCUUUCUUGAAAGAUUUGAACUGGACAGUGUAAUAGACACUGUAAAAGUUAUAGGAAUAAACAGAAAUGUGCUGGUGAUACGGAUGUCAAAUCUAGAGGCAAAAAAAACAAUACUGAAAAAUAAAGGAUGUCUUAAAGGAACAACAAUAAACGUCGAAGGGGACCGUACGCGCGAGGAACUCAUUGUGCAGCAUGAAAUAAGACAAGAAGGCAGAAAAGCACGGGAAGAAGGAAUCACUGAAACUUGGAAAACAGAACCCACCAGACUACACAGUUUUUUUGAAACUAACUACCACAAAAUAUGGUCGAAAGCAAAUAAAGAGCACAUACUUGGAAGACCGAGCGGUGGCUUGUUAUUACUUAUUAGCAAAAAGCUUCCAGAACCUCAGGUAGUGGAAAUCACUCAACACUGGAUAAUUAUUGAACUGAUAAAAGGCCAAAAUAGAGUAGUGAUCGGCCUCUGCUAUUUCAGACCUUCAAUGGCGCUAAACACAAUCCUGGUACCUUUUCAAGAGACUAUCUCUGCAACUGAAGAAUCUUUCGACAGCAAUAUCUUCAUCAUUGGAGGCGAUUUUAAUGCACACAUAGCGGAGGAGAACAUCCUACCAGAAGAACUGUGCUCAGACUCUCAACUAGAAUCCCACCGCCUCUCAAAUGACAAAAAACUGGAUGCAAGAGGAAAAGAAUUCCUGAACUUUAUGGAAGAAAACGGUCUAAUAGUGAUAAACGGAAGAACUAAAAGUGACACACCGGCUCGUAGCACCUUCACAAACUGCCAAAAUAGCGUAAUUGAUUUAUUCUGGGUUAAAAUAGACAGCAUACAUAAAAUUACUGAUUUGCAGGUUGUGUACAUAACCUCAAAAUCGGACCACUACCCGGUAAAAAUUACCAGCGCUUUCAAUCUCAAUACCCAGAUCCUUAGAGAAGGCACCAGGAUAGUAAAUAAAACUAAUAAAAUCAUUUGGAGUGAGAACAAGGCUGUUGAAUACAAAAGGUCAAAAGCUGUUCUGGAAGUCGCAGAGAAUCUAGACUGCCUGCGAACAGUAAACCAUAGAUCAAUCGCAACAAACACUGAACCUUGGUUUGACGAUGAAUGCCGCAAGGCAAAAAAUCUGCUCAACCGUGCUCUACGUGUUCGCAAGAAAAUAGUGAAACAGUGUAAGCCAUAUGAUACUACAGUACAAGCCCUACGUGCAAAUUUCCAGAAGGUAACAAAAAAACAGCGUAAAGCAUACAUAACGAAGAUAAAAAAAUCAUUGUCUAACACAAGAAACGGGCCUGAUUUCUGGAAAGUAGUGAAGAGUCUACGCCAAAAAAAUUACAGCAGCCCAGUUAUCUCUCUUAAAACGUGGACUGAAUAUCUGACAAAGAUAUAUCCACCAAGAAUUAGUGAUAGUACUCUUUACUACGGGGUAACUCACCCAUACCUAGAUCGUGAAAUUAACUAUAAAGAACUGGACCACUGCCUCACAAAGCUCAAGAAUGGAAAAGCGCCGGGUGAGGACACCAUACUCAGCGAACACCUAAAACAUCUUCCCAGCAACUGGAAAUUAUAUAUCAUAGUAUUCUUCAACAAAGUAUUGGACCAAGAAAUAACCCCCAGAGACUGGUCUUCGACUUUCUUCACCCUACUGCACAAAAAAGGUGAUCCAACAGCACCAGAAAACUAUCGUAGUAUAGCUUUAACUAAUAACAUCUCCAAACUGUUCACCACGAUAUUAAGAGAGAGACUUUACUCAUGGGCAGAACAAGCUGCGAUUAUUCCGGAGUCUCAAGCUGAGGUAGUCAGCUCCUGUACUUAUUUAGGCGUAGUUUUCUCGGGAUCACUACAUGGAAGGAAGGCAGCUGAAUCUGCGAUUUCUAGAGCAGCGAUCGCUAGUUCACAGACACUGAACAUUCUCGCUAAAGGCAAAGCGGACUCCUGGAACACCGUAUGCAAACUCUUUGAUACAACUAUUGCUACCACGCUUCUGUAUUCUGCUCAUCUCUGGGGUCUUCGUUAUCACCAAAUGCUUGAAAAAGCCCAAGAAAAUUUCUUCAAGAGACUGUUUCUGCUACCACGCUGCACACCGGGAUAUGCACUGAGGCUAGAACUGGGCUUGACACUUGUCAAGCUACAUAAACUAUCCCUGGGAGAAAACUGUGACCCGAAAUACAAUUGGGCAGCUCAAUUCUAUCAAAUUUUAAAAGAAACAGGUCACGAAGACCUAUGGGAAAAUCUGAGCAGCCAAACAUGGAAAGAUAGGGAGUAUAGACUCUUUAAAAACUACGCUGAAAAACUCCGAAAAGAAGAUAUAGCCAAAUGGACCGCCUCAACAUUCUGUCAAUGCAGGCAUACCUAUGGACCCAAACUGGAACCUGCAAAGUACAUCAAAGCUAGAUGCCCGAUAAACUGGCUAAGAAUGAGUAUUAACUUAAGACUGGCUAAUAACUUCAAGCUUCGUUUAAAACACGAAUCCAAUGUCUGCACGUUUGAUCCAAACAUUCAAUGCAUGAGCUGCAAUAAUCGCAAUUACGAAAACGUUCAGCACGUUCUGGUUGAAUGUCCAACGUACACACCCUUCAGAAACAAGUUUCUCUUUACUGCUACUGCUGAUGAAAACGCAAAGGAAAAAACUGUCCCUGAAUGCCUCGAUCUACACACGAAAGGUGACCUGAAGAACCUGUACUACUAUAUGAGCAAUGUCCUGGCAGUCCUGUAUCUCUGCGAUGACUACCAGGACCCCUGA
Messenger RNA from Cotesia congregata, 3441 nucleotides. The record is from the annotation of a GenBank genome assembly. NCBI's taxonomy places the organism in Eukaryota, Metazoa, Arthropoda, Insecta, Hymenoptera, Braconidae.